UGCUGGCUGACCACAACUUCGCUGGCUCUCUAUAACGCCCUAGACCCUUUGAUAUUUUCAAUUGUAAAUUAACUGCUAUCAACAUCCACAAUGGCUCCCAAGAACAAGGGAAAGAAGGGAAAGAAGCAGGAUGAUGAUGAUUUCUGGGAUAAGGCUGGAGAGUCUAUUGCCAACAAUAAUGUCACAGUACCACCCAGGGGUGAUGACUCCGACGGUGAUGUCCCCUUCCAGGGAAAGUCGAAAGGAGGCUUUUCCGGCUUUGCUUCGGCAGGGCUGGAUGUCGAUGACGGCGCAGCAGAGGAGGACGAAGAUUUUGGUGGACUUAUGUCCGCGAUCAAGGCCACACAAUCGAAAGGGAAGAAGGACAAGAAGAAGGGAAAGAAGGGCGGCGAGGAUGCUGCAGUAUCCUUUGGGGAUGGGGAUGAAGUGAACGAAGAUGAGACGAAGAAGGCCAAGAAACCCGUUGAGAUGACUCCGGAUGAUCUUGCUGACGAGGAGUGGGGACCGGCGAAGGCGAAGGGAAAGAAGGGAAAGAAGGGCAAGGCAGGGAAGAGCAAAGCACAGGCAGACGAAGACGAGACUGAAGGGCCAGCUGCUGCCGUUGAGGCGCCGAAAGCUGAAUCCACACCAGAGCCCAAUCCUACCACCGCGAAACCCACUGAUAAUACCGAGGACGUUGAGGAUGAAGGCGACGGCCCGAAAGUUCUUUCGAAGAAGGAGAAGGAGAAACUGAAGAAGGAGCGAGAAAAAGCCAAGAAGAAGGCCCAGGCCGCUGCGAAGAAGACUCAAGCAGAUGGCGACGCACCGUCCGAACCUGCAACCCCUGCACCUGCUGCACCUGCUCCGAAGGAAGAGGAAGAGGCGGAAGAGGUAGAGGAGGCCGGCGGAGGUGAGGCUGAUGCUAAGAAGAAGAAGAAGAAGAAGAAGGCUGGAAAGAAGGAGGAGGAGCCUGCACCUGCACCCGCGAAGAAGAAGGGUGGAGCUGGAAUCAGUGCGCUGAAGGCGAUGAUGGAGGAAAAGAGGAGGUUGGAGGAAGAGGCGAGAAAAGCAGAGGAGGAAGAGCGGAAACGGAUUGAGGAGGAGGAACGGCGAGCAGCAGAGGAGGAAAAGCGCAAGGAGGAAGAGAAGCAGCGGAAAAAGGAGAAGGAGAAGGCUAAACGUGAGUUGGCGAAGAAGGAGGGUCGACUGCUGACCAAGAAGCAGAAGGAAGAGCAGCGAGCGGCCGAAAUCCGCAAGCAGGCUCUGAUCGCAUCUGGUGUGCAGAUCGAAGGCCUCCAACAGUCUUCAGCACCAACAAAACGUCCAGUCUAUGCCAACCGUAAGAAGGCCGGUGUAAAAGCUGGCUCUUCCACUCCUACCUCUCAACCACAAACACCUGUGCCACCGCCACCGAAGGAACUCGAAGCUGAGCCUACGCCAGCGUCCAAGGUUGAGAUUCCGAAGGUCGAGGCGAAGCAAGUUGCCGACGAUGUCAAGAGUGACUGGGACGCCUCGAGCGAUGAGGGUGAAAAGGCAGCCGCAGACAUCAAAGAUUCUUGGGACGAUCCUAGCGACGAGGAAGAGGCACCAAAACCUGUAGCCAAGCCUGUGCCUGCUCAUACAAAGGCUAACGGAGCUGCAAAACCUUCGGCCAAAUCUACAUCUCCAGCACCACAGGCACCUACAAAGGCUGCGUCUUCAGCACCUGAUAAAGCUGCGAACGGCAAAGCAGCAUCAGCGGUGAAAGCCAAGGCUGCCACACCAGCUUCCGACGAAUCCUCAGAGGAAGAUUCGGACGCAGAUUCGGACUCGGAUGAAGACUCAUCUGAGGAGGAUUCCGACGAUGACUCCGAUGAGUCUUCGUCAGACGAGGAAAUGACGAACGCCCAGAAGUUGGCCGCUCAGAAGAAGGCGGAGGCAGCUGCUCGGAAAGUGAAAGCCCACGAAGCAGCGUUGGCUGCUAGGAACAAGGACGACUUGCGGAGCCCCAUAUGCUGUAUCUUAGGCCACGUCGAUACCGGUAAGACAAAACUCUUGGACAAGAUUCGUCAAACGAACGUACAAGAAGGUGAAGCUGGUGGUAUCACCCAGCAAAUCGGUGCUACGUACUUCCCGCUUGAGGCCAUCAAAACGAAGACCGCUGUGCUCAACAAAGACAACAAGUUCGACUACAAGGUUCCUGGUCUCUUGAUUAUCGAUACACCUGGUCACGAAUCGUUCACCAACUUGCGGAGCCGUGGAAGUUCUCUGUGUAACAUCGCCAUCUUGGUUGUCGACAUCAUGCACGGCCUUGAACCUCAAACCCUAGAGUCACUUCGCUUACUUAGAGAUCGGAAGACGCCAUUCAUUGUGGCACUGAAUAAGAUUGAUCGUAUCUACGGCUGGGAACCUACGCCGGAUGGUGCGUUCCAAGAAUCGCUGGCGAAGCAGAAACGCUCUGUUCAGCGCGAAUUCGAGGAGCGUGUCCAGAGGACGACAUUAGCUUUUGCUGAACAAGGUCUGAACGCAGUCCUUUACUACGACAACAAGAGCUUCGCCCGCAACGUCUCCCUCGUGCCCACAUCUGCUAUCACUGGAGAAGGUAUUCCCGACAUGAUCAUGCUGCUCAUUAACCUCACGCAACAGCGCAUGAGCGACCGCUUGAUGUACCUCUCGGAGCUCGAGUGUACGGUGCUCGAGGUCAAGGUCAUCGAAGGCCUGGGAACGACUAUCGAUGUCGUCUUGUCGAAUGGUAUCCUGAGGGAAGGAGACAAAAUCGUGGUUUGUGGGUUGAACGGACCCAUCGUCACACAAGUUCGUGCACUGUUGACGCCCCAGCCGCUUCGCGAACUUCGCAUCAAAUCGUCAUACGUCCAUCAUAAAGAAGUCAAGGCCGCUUUGGGAGUCAAGGUUGUCGCUCCAGAACUCGAAAAAGCUAUCGCCGGUUCCCGACUUCUCGUUGUUGGUCCCGACGAUGACGAAGACGACCUCCGCGAAGAAGUAAUGUCCGACCUCACGUCUCUUCUGAAUUCGAUCGACAAGUCUGGGCGUGGUGUAUGCGUACAAGCCAGCACCCUCGGUUCACUCGAGGCUCUGCUUGAUUUCCUCAAAUCCAGCAAGAUUCCGGUGUCGGGUAUCAAUAUCGGGCCUGUGCAUAAGAAGGACGUGAUGCGCGCUGGUACGAUGUUGGAGAAGGCGAGAGAGUUGGCCUGUAUCCUUUGCUUUGAUGUCACUGUGGACAAGGAUGCGGAGAGGAUGGCUGAAGAGAUGGGCAUUCGGUUGUUCAAAGCUGACAUCAUUUACCACCUGUUCGACGCGUUCACCGCCUACAACGCGGAAAUUCUUGAGGCCAAGAGGAAAGAUGCGGCACCCAUUGCAGUGUGGCCCUGUCGACUGAAGAUCAUCGCUUGUUUCUGUAAACGGGAUCCUAUCAUCUUGGGUGUUGAUAUUCUUGAUGGUACGUUGCGUGUGGGCACGCCGAUUUGUGUCAUCAAGACCGAUCCUGUAACUGGUGCGAAGGAUAUCAUCGAUCUUGGGAAAAUCACAUCCUUGGAAAUCAACCACAAGAACAUGGAGAUCGUCAAGAAGUCUCAGGCUGGCGGUGGUGUUGCCGUGAAGAUCGAACAUGCUGUGUACCAGUCAGCGAAGAUGUUUGGUCGUCACUUCGACGAUAAGGACGAGCUUUACAGUAAGAUCUCGCGGCAGAGUAUUGAUGUCUUGAAGACUUCAUUCAAGCAAGAUGUCUCCAACGACGAAUGGUUGCUCAUUAAGGCGCUCAAGCCACGCCUCAACAUCCCUUGAAGAUACUACGUUCAUCUUUUCACUACGACGCCACACAAUUCUUGGUCCACCUCAUGCUCUGCAUCGCACCCCACAUCCUGCUCUACCCUAUCUUGAUCCCCACUGCAUCCGUGUAGCAACUCCUCCGCAUCACUGUUCUACGUGCAUGUCUGCUGUUUUGAUAUUCGUGUAAGAACAUGACCAGUUGUAUUCCCAUCCUCCUUACAGAACACAAUGCAAUACAAGGAUUUUUCUCCGUUUUACGUUACAUGAAACAUCAUCAUCAUCAUCAAUUCAGGCCUCUUCACCCGCCCUCAUAGUUCGCUUCAAGGCUCUCCGAACCGCGGGACACGUAUUCCGUCAGGUUGCCUGUCGCGUUGAUCCUUGCCGUUUAGGCGUGGACUGUUGUACCACGAAUAGCAUUCCUCUCCGAUAAGCCAAAACGGCUUCAGGUUAAGAACGUCGGGCACAGUGUGUGGGCGGGGAUGUUCGGCAAGGAGAUGGUCCUGACCGAGCAACUGCUGAUAUUUCGUUCGAUCAUUGGGCUCUAUGACGUUGUAGACUGUGUCAGAGCAGCCCGAUGCGUAUAUUGAAUACCGUGGAUGUGUGUUUUGCGGUGUCGGCGCUGUGCUUCUCGUUCCAACUGUGGCUGAGACACGAGAUCCAGCAUAUAACUUCGACGGUGUUCGCGGGGCAACCGGUCCCUGCGCUGCAGCCGCGACCGCACCAAUGGUACCCCCUGCC
Messenger RNA from Stereum hirsutum FP-91666 SS1, 4482 nucleotides. RefSeq lists its product as uncharacterized. Bases 91 to 3759 code for a protein of 1222 amino acids. Gene Ontology annotation, molecular function: GTP binding; translation initiation factor activity; GTPase activity. The record is from RefSeq and is a predicted model, not a curated record. Lineage: Eukaryota; Fungi; Basidiomycota; Agaricomycetes; Russulales; Stereaceae. The transcript is spliced from 17 exons.